CUGUAAGAUACUUUUUAGUGGUUUGUCGUGAAGAGAAUAGGAAUAAGUCAUUUAUUAUGUAAACUGGCUGAGUGAAAGUUUCGGUCACGUAUUUAUGACUUACAACAACAUGUAUGCACAAAACACGGUGAAUCCCCUAUAUACGCUGUCUUUUAUAUAUAGUCUUAAAAACAGGCUAAAACUACUGCGCAGUUAGGAACCCUCUCUUAAAAUGAUUUCUAGCGGUUUGGGACGAGUUGUUGCCUUUACGGGAGCCGCGGGCGCGGUAGUCGGUGUGGUGGCGGGGUUCCGGCGGCGGCAGGCUGAGUUUCAGGCGGCUGCCCUGCGCGAAUUCUCCCGCCCGUCUUACAACCCUCCACCUGCCGCUUACACCGGGCCUGUCUUCAAACCCCGACUCGACUUCCCGUCUCGUGCGAACCCAAACAACGAGACCUUCCCCUGGCUGGACAUAGACUUCAGGACGGAGCCAGAGAAAUAUCUGUACACCGUCAGGGACUACUGUUUGGAAGGGAAUGUCGAGUGCGACUUUAAGGUGGAUCAGAACCAGACCCGUGACUGGUACCACGUCCCCUGGAUGUCGUCCCAGCCCACAGGACGCGAGCCCGUCCACGGCCUGACCAUGGAGAAGUCGUCCAAACAGGGGAUGUUGUCGGAGUCGCAGCGGAGAGAGGUGCAGAACUGGGCGGUCGCCUUCUACAACUCCCCCGGGGCGAACGCCGUGGGGCAGGUGUGGUCCCUCCCUUGGAAACCCGCACAGAACGGCGUCACCUUUCCAGAGGGUACCGUAGGGUUCAAGCCGCUUUUCACACAGGCGACGGAGGAGGAAGUUCCCAUCCUUAAGGGCAGUCCGGUCUGGAAAGCGGCGAUCGCUAAAACCCCACGAGAACCCGGAGACAGAGGUCCACCUGUAGAGACGAGGCUGAUUCAGAUGGACGUGGCCGUCAGAGACGACAGGGCCGACAUCGGCUGGGUGUUCGGGACGUUUGUGUACCACAGCUCCCAGUCCAAUGACGCCCCCUGGCGGCGGCUGGUGCCCGUCUGUCUGCAGUGGGGGAACGAUCCUGACCUGACUCAGCAGCGGUACCAGGAGGGCGCCCGGCCCGUACAGACUUGGAACAACCCAAGGAUCAGGGAGCUGGGGAUACUGUCUGGUUCCCGUCCGUACCUAGGCUGGCUGGGCCGCGCAAACGGACCGGUGGACAACUUCAAGUCCUGCUGCGCCUCCUGUCACUCCACGGCCGCAGUACCGGACAAGGACAACUCCGUCCCUCGUGUAGUUCCCCCCAAGGACGCCACCCCCGACCAAGCCUUGCGCUGGUUCCGUAACCUAGCACCUGGACAGGCCUUCCAGAAGGGCGGCAAGUCACUGGACUACUCCCUGCAGCUCAGCAGCAGUAUCAGCCAAUACAACCAGUGGAAAAGGUCCUACCUGAAAAAUACCCUCUUUGGUAGACUAAAGGACUGGUGGCAGGAGGCAAAUCCAUUCCAAACAGUGCCUCCUAGUGGCAAGGAUGAUUAA
Branchiostoma belcheri (Belcher's lancelet) is the source of this 1519-nucleotide messenger RNA. RefSeq lists its product as uncharacterized. The record is from RefSeq and is a predicted model, not a curated record. Lineage: Eukaryota; Metazoa; Chordata; Leptocardii; Amphioxiformes; Branchiostomatidae. Bases 212 to 1519 code for a protein of 435 amino acids. The transcript is spliced from 4 exons.